AUGGCCUGCUAUGCUACCAGUUUCUGUGGGUUCCCCACUUGCUCCACUGGUGGGACCUGUGGCUCCAGCUGCUGCCAGCCUAGCUGCUCCCAGUCCAGCUGCUGCCAGCCCAGCUGUUGUCAGACCACUUGCUGUGAGCCCAGCUGCUGCCAGCCAAGCUGCUCCCAGUCCAGCUGCUGCCAGCCUAGCUGUUGUCAGGCCCCUUGCUGUGAGCCCAGCUGCUGCCAGCCAAGCUGCUCCCAGUCCAGCUGCUGCCAGCCCAGCUGCUGUCAGCCCAGCUGCUGUGGAACUGGCAGUGGCCAAGAAGGUGGCUGCGGAGCCGUGAGCUGCCGAGUCAGGUGGUGUCGCCCAGACUGCCGCGUCGAGGGCACCUGCCUGCCCCCCUGCUGUGUGGUGAGCAGCACACCCCCCACCUGCUGCCAGCUGCACCAUGCCCAGGCCUCCUGCUGCCGCCCAUCUUACUGUGGGCAGUCCUGCUGCCGCCCAGCCUGCUGCUGCCACUGCUGCCCGCCCACCUGCUCUGAGCCCAGCUGCUGUGAGCCCACCUGCUAA
This is a messenger RNA of Nannospalax galili (Upper Galilee mountains blind mole rat), 552 nucleotides long. RefSeq names its product keratin-associated protein 9-3-like. The transcript has a single exon. Lineage: Eukaryota; Metazoa; Chordata; Mammalia; Rodentia; Spalacidae. Gene Ontology annotation, cellular component: keratin filament. The record is from RefSeq and is a predicted model, not a curated record. Bases 1 to 552 code for a protein of 183 amino acids.